This is a messenger RNA of Didymodactylos carnosus, 1092 nucleotides long. NCBI's taxonomy places the organism in Eukaryota, Metazoa, Rotifera, Eurotatoria, Philodinida, Philodinidae. The record is from the annotation of a GenBank genome assembly.
AUGUUAGUUCGUCCGUUUUGUGUACGAUUAAGCAUUCUGGAUUUACAUGCCCAACAUCAUACAAAUACAAAUGAAUCGGCAUCAGAGCGUCCAUCUUCCCAACGACGUCAAACAAAUGUGACGCCCGUGGCACCGACAUCAUUGAAAUUAAACGAAUUGAUCAUUAAUCAUAGUAAAUUUAAUAAUGAUAUUCAAAAAGGACAUGAUGUACAUGAAAAAGAAAUUAUUUAUCGAUUUGUUAACGCUGAUAAUGAAACUGAAGCGAGAAAGGUUUUGGCACAAAUGUGGAAAGAAUCAAGAUUUUGUGAUUUAAUGCUUGUUGUUGAUGGUAGUGAAUACUUAGCACACCGACUUGUGUUAGCAGCAUUCUCUCCGAAAUUUAGAGCAUUUUUUCGCGAACGUCGUACUGAUUUUGUUACCCGAACACAUUUGCGUCAUACAUCGCAUAAAGGUUUACAAUUAGUUUUGGGCUUUCUUUAUACUGGUGAGUUGACGUUAACACUCAAAAAUGUGAAUGAUGUAUUGAAUUGUGCAAAAGAAUUGGAUGUAAAAAAAAUAUUUGAAAUAUGUGAAGAAUUUUUAUCAACAUUUGAAAAACGUCGUGUAUUUCGUGUUUUGGAAUUAUCACGUCGAUAUGGUAUGAAAAAAGCAUUUUAUGAAGCACAUUACUUUUUAUCAACAAGAUUUAACGAUUGUAUUAAUAUGAAAACUUUUUUGGAAUUACCCUAUGUGACAAUUGGAAAUAUAUUAGCGGAUGAAACAAUUAAAGAUCGCGAUGAAACAUUAGUAUUAGGUCGUGUAUUAAAUUGGAUCACAUCAAAUCACGUUGAAAAUUCACAAGUUAUUAUGCAUUUAUUUCGGAGAAUAAGAUGGAAUAAAUUAGAUUACAAUCAACAACGAGAAUGUUUAGCUACCAGCCAUGAACUAGCAGAAAAUCCAAAAUUAACACAAUUUAUUAAAGAACAAAUGAACUUAGCAUAUGAGAAGUCGAAGAGACAAGAGUCUCGAAGAUCGAGUCCAGCCAAUAUAGAACUAUAUGAUGUUGGAUCAGGAAAAACUAGUCGCCGUACAAGUCGUGAUGGAAAAUCUUAA